GCUGUUCCGGCUCUAGUGCUCAUGUAAUCGGUGGCAGAUUCUUUUAUUUUCCUCAAAAAUUCAAUAAAAUUGUCGAAAAUGCUGCGUCGCCUGGUGCAAGUUGGUGUCCGGGAGCUGAGCAGAAGCCAAUCCACUGUCGCUUCCCCGGAGAAAUGGGACCUGUACGCCGGCGUGCUCGUUGAGCGGCUGCCUGUGGUCUCCAAGUCCCUCAAUCCUCUCGAGAAACAGUUUCAGGACAUGCUGUGGAGCGUGGAGUAUGAGAACAGCUUGAAAUCCAACCACGAGCUGAAGCACGAGCGGGAGAUUGUCCACGCGGAGCUGAUCAAGCAGGGCAAGACGCAGGUGGAUAUGGAGGACAGUGGCGCCAAGCAGACGGCGCAGGACUUGAAAGAUGCCUACAUCGAGGAGCUGAAGAAGUUCCAGCUCGGAGAGCGCACCACGACCGAUGAUAAGGCCAACAAGACAAGCUCCACGGACCGCUGCCUGGAGGACACGCUCUACCUCCUCGUCCAGCAGAAGCUCGGCCAACAGGAGCACCUGAUCCUGCCACAGGGGAAGCGGGAGGAGGGUGAAUCGAUGCGCCAGACCGCGGAAAGGGUGCUCCGCGAGCAGUGCGGCCAGGAGCUGCAGGUGCUCUUCUACGGCAACGCCCCCGUGGGUUUCCACAAGUACAAGUAUCCCAGCAACCAACGGACGCAGAGCGUCGGAGCCAAGGUGUUCUUCUAUAGGGCAUCCCUGCGAUCUGGCCAGGUGGCAGAGAAGCUAGCCAAGUUUGAGUGGCUGCCCAAGGAGUCGCUCAAUGGCAAGCUGACCAAUGCUGCUUAUGCGGAAAGUGUUAACAAGUUCUUGUUGUAAUCGUAAUUGUUAAAUCGGUUUUGAUAUCUAACGAAUAAAUAUAAAUACCAGA
Molecule: messenger RNA, 907 nt
Organism: Drosophila rhopaloa
Lineage: Eukaryota; Metazoa; Arthropoda; Insecta; Diptera; Drosophilidae
Gene: mRpL46
Product: 39S ribosomal protein L46, mitochondrial
Exons: 1
Coding region: 79-855 (258 amino acids)
Cellular component (GO): mitochondrial large ribosomal subunit
Molecular function (GO): structural constituent of ribosome
Source: RefSeq, a predicted model, not a curated record